AUGUUCUCAAGCGACGUACACCGUCCUCAUCUCUACAAAAUAUCUCCUAAUAUGACUCUCAAUGAAUACAACGCAACACCGUCUCCCCCAUUCACACCUCCGUGCUAUGCUCCGAUGACUCCGGUGUCGUUUGGAUCUAUGUAUUCGAAUCCUGAUACUCCAAGCAGCGAUCUUCUUAGUUUAAGCCCAAAUAAGUCUGCCGAGUAUAGUUGGCUAACUGCUAAUGGAUCUAUGAACCCACCUAAGGUGCUCCUGGACACUUCUACUAGCCGAUCAUACUCAUCAGUUUUCGAUGAUAGUGGAUCAUCUCGAAGCUCCAGUGAUGUUCUUUCCGAUUACUCUGACAUGUACAGUCGGGAAUUGAUGGAUUACUCGACACCUACUGGAAUUAAAAUUGGUGCUGCUCCGAUCUUUUCUCAUGUUCUCCAACAACAACAACCAGUCCUUGCUCCAUUAUUGUCCUCAACAGGAGAAGAGCAUCUUAAUCUAAUCAAUCUUGCCGAGAAGUGCAAAAACAAUUCAACCAAUGGGAACGGCAUCUCAAUCAAACAAAAACUGGAACAAUCUAUCAGAGAAAGAAGUAUGAUGAAAAAUGAUUUGCUCAAUAUUGUGAAACAUCCGCCAAUCUUGUCACCACUCCCGGAAGAUAUUAUGGAGAUCAAUGAAACACCGAGAGUUGCCAAGAAAUCCAAGAAGAAAAAAUCAAGACCACGUCUCUCUGCAAGUGGAAAACCAAUUGGGCGUCCAUUAGGGUCAUUCAAAGUUCCUCAAGCAGAACCAUCGGUGAAAAGAAGAACGUCAUACGUGGAUGAUGGAGUUCAUAAUAUUUGUCUUUGGAAGGGAUGUGCAACCGAGUUCACAAGUAGUGAUGUGAGUGUGAUUAGUCUAUUCUAUGACCAUGUAAAAACGCAUAUGGCUGAAUAUGGACAUCGCCUGCGAGUCUGCCACUGGGACGAUUGCAUUCGUGAGCAACGCCCAUUUGAUGCUUUCUACAAAGUGCAAGUUCACAUUCGAACUCACACUAAAGAAACUCCGUUUCAUUGCAAAGCUCCAGGGUGCUUGAAGUCCUACAAACGUCUGGAAAACCUGAGAGCUCACGCACUCACCCACAGAGAACUCGAGCAUUUCACUUGUUCCGUCUGCCAGAAACUGUUUGCUGAUAGGGAGGACUGCGAGAACCACGAGAAGAAACAGCACGCCUCCAAAAAUUCAAGAACUUUUAAAAAAUUCAAAUAUUUUCAGAAUCCAUACCUGUGUCUUUCUUCUCAAUGCGUGAAACGUUAUGCAGAUCCAUCUGCUCUCAAAAAGCACUUGAAGAACAAUCAUCCACAAUUACUGCCAGCGUAUGAAGCAAGAGAAUAUCGUCAGCAUCUUCCAUAA
Molecule: messenger RNA, 1380 nt
Organism: Caenorhabditis briggsae
Lineage: Eukaryota; Metazoa; Nematoda; Chromadorea; Rhabditida; Rhabditidae
Exons: 6
Coding region: 1-1380 (459 amino acids)
Biological process (GO): regulation of transcription by RNA polymerase II; central nervous system development
Cellular component (GO): nucleus
Molecular function (GO): RNA polymerase II cis-regulatory region sequence-specific DNA binding; DNA-binding transcription factor activity, RNA polymerase II-specific
Source: RefSeq, a predicted model, not a curated record